Molecule: messenger RNA, 2167 nt
Organism: Taeniopygia guttata (zebra finch)
Lineage: Eukaryota; Metazoa; Chordata; Aves; Passeriformes; Estrildidae
Product: keratin, type I cytoskeletal 19
Biological process (GO): epithelial cell differentiation; intermediate filament organization
Cellular component (GO): cytoskeleton
Molecular function (GO): structural molecule activity
Source: RefSeq, a predicted model, not a curated record
AGGCUGGCUGGAACUUAGAGCUAUGAUUCCAGACCAACUGUAGGACCAGCUUUGACUUUUCACCUGAGUUAUUUGCUGCUGCCACUAUGAGCUGUGGCUCCAAGCAGCCCCUGAAGAGCUGCCUGAGGGGGAGCAGCGGUGGAGGGGGCAGCUCAUAUUCCUCAGCCUCCUCGAGGACAGUCACCUCCAGGACCAGUGGUGGUGGCAGGUUUUCUGGCAGCAGUUGUGGUGGAGGAAGCUCCAGGAGCAGCUGUGCUGGAGGAAGUGCUUAUGGCAGGCGCAGUAGCUAUGGAGGAGGAAUGAGCAGCAGCAGCUGGGGAGGGAGACUGGGUGGUGCGUGUCAUGGAGGGGGAAUGGGCCACAGCAGCAUGGGAACGGGCUUCAGGUCCGGGAGCGGCUUUGGGGGCGGUUAUGGAGCAGGCUUUGGUGGAGGAGCGGUUGGUUUCAGUGGUGGCAGCUUUGGCAGUGGUGGCUUUCAUGGAGGGAAUGUGGGAAUUCUCUCCUACGAUGAGAAGCUGACCAUGCAGAGCCUUAAUGACCGCCUGGCUUCCUACAUGGAGACAGUCAGGAAUUUGGAAAAGGAAAAUGCUCAACUUGAACAGUUAAUCAGGGAGUGGUACCAGAAGCAAGGUCCUAUUGGCCCAAAGGACUACAGCCACUAUUAUGGACAAAUUGAAGAACUUCAAAAGCAGAUUAUGGCUGCAGCUGUGGAAACCCACAAGGUACUUUUGGACCUGGAUAAUACAAAGAUGACUGCAGAAGACUUUAGAAUAAAGUACGAGAUGGAGAGCGGGCUCCGGCAGAACGUGGAGGGCGACCUCAACAGCCUGCGGCCCUUGCUGGAUAACCUGACCCUGACCAAGUCUGACCUGGAAAUGCAGUUUGAGUCUCUAAAGGAGGAGAUCCUCGACCUCAAGAAGAACCAUGAGGAGGAAAUGAAACUGCUGCAAUCCCAGUCCAAUGGGGAUGUGAAUGUGCAGAUAAACACUGCUCCAGGAGAGGAUCUGCUGAAAAAACUGAAUGAGAUGAGGCAAGAAUAUGAAGCCAUUAUUCAGAAAAACCGUGCAGAGGUUGAAAAGUGGUACGAAAGCAAGAUGGAGGAAGUGAGUCAACAAGUCCACUCAAGUAGCCAGGAAAUAGAAUCAAGCAACCAGCAGAUCUCUGUGCUGAGACGUGAAUUUCAGAGCCUGGAAAUUGAGCUGCAGUCGCAGAUCAGUCUGAUAGACUCUCUGCAAUCCAACCUGGAAGACACAGAACGUCGUUACAACAUGCAGCUGCAGCAGAUCCAGGCCAUGAUCGGGCCCUUGGAGGAGGAGCUGGCCAGCAUCCGCUGUGAGAUGGAGAGCCAGAACGAGGAGUACAAGAUGCUCCUGGGCAUCAAGACCCGCCUGGAGCAGGAGAUCCAGCAGUACCGGGCACUGCUGCAGGAAGGGCAGCACGGUAUUAGCACUUCACAGGGAGGAGCUGGUGGUGGAUCUUCUGGAGGAGGAGGUCAUGGAGGAAGUAGUGGAGGAGGAAGCUGUUGGUCCUCUGGUGGAAGAAGCAGUGGAGGAAAAACUGGAGGAUCCUAUGGAAGAUCUUCCUCUUCUGAAAGCGGAGGAGGAGGGAGUGGAGGAAGAACAGGAGGUGGAACCUGUGGUAAAACUUCAGGUGGAGGAGGUGGCAGCAGUGGAGGAGGAGGGGGUAAAUCCUGCCUCUCCCGCUCUUCAUCUUCCCAGUCCCAGCCUGGCGACUCUUGUGAAAGCCCAGGAAGUGCUGAAAACAUGAAGCUCUGCCUGGAAGGAAAUAAAACACUGGAGAGAGGAGCAACCAUGGAGGAAGUGUCUGAAGCCAUAAAACACAUGAGACUGGGGAGUCUUAGAAAGGUUGAGGAGUGAUCAGCAAGACCAGCAUCUUCCACUGCAUGUCCUCCCAGUGAGGCCUUUGGACCAAGCAAGACUCUACUGAGCAUGGCUGAACAUCCCCUGCCACGAGCAGGAGCGAACACUUGUCCAACUUACUCAACACUGCUCACUCCAGGGGCUCGUCAGAGCUCUCUGCAUGUCCUGUCUGCUUCUUCCAUCUGUGUUUCUGCUCCAAAUCACUGUUACCUGAGUUAAUCUCUACCGUGAUUGGUGUUCCUGUGGAAUAAAUGCUAAUAAAUCUUUGCUUCUCUCUGAUGCAACCA